GCAAGCUCCGCAGGUCCUGCACGCUUCUGGUUCUGAAACAGACUCAGAAAGAACUCACCAUGGUGCUCUCUCCUGAAGACAAGAACCACGUCCGUAGUACCUGGGACAAGAUUGGCGGCCAUGGUGCGGAAUACGGUGCGGAGGCCCUAGAGAGGAUGUUCACCAGCUUCCCCACCACCAAGACCUACUUCCCUCACUUCGAUGUAAGCCACGGCUCCGCCCAAGUCAAGGCUCAUGGCAAGAAGGUGGCUGAUGCCCUGGCCAACGCCGCGGGCCACCUCGACGACCUGCCCGGUGCCCUGUCUGCUCUGAGCGACCUGCACGCCCACAAACUGCGUGUGGACCCCGUUAACUUCAAGCUCCUGAGCCACUGCCUGCUGGUGACCCUGGCCAACCACCACCCGGCCGAAUUCACCCCCGGGGUGCAUGCCUCCCUGGACAAAUUCCUGGCCUCUGUGAGCACCGUGCUGACCUCCAAAUACCGUUAAACUGGAGCCUCAGGGCCCGCCCCUUGCCGGGCUUGCCUUCCUCCCCUCCUCGCACCUGUACCUCUUGGUCUUUGAAUAAAGUCUGAGU
This is a messenger RNA of Nannospalax galili (Upper Galilee mountains blind mole rat), 576 nucleotides long. RefSeq names its product hemoglobin subunit alpha. Gene Ontology annotation, molecular function: heme binding; haptoglobin binding; peroxidase activity. The coding region runs from base 60 to 488 and encodes 142 amino acids. Gene Ontology annotation, biological process: hydrogen peroxide catabolic process; oxygen transport. The record is from RefSeq and is a predicted model, not a curated record. NCBI's taxonomy places the organism in Eukaryota, Metazoa, Chordata, Mammalia, Rodentia, Spalacidae. The transcript has 3 exons. Gene Ontology annotation, cellular component: haptoglobin-hemoglobin complex; hemoglobin complex; blood microparticle.